GACCAAGCGUCGACUUUUAAUAUGGAGAGAUUGCUUGUUCCUGACGGGGAGUUAUAGAGUAUCCAGCCCCGACCUCUUUAUAUUCAUCGCUCCUACGCGCCACUCGGCUUCGUCUUCCUCCACAAGCCCUAAUCGAAGCCCUAAUUUUUGAACAAAUUAUCCAAGAAAAGGAGAGAUUUUUGUCAGCCCUUCCUUUUAUUAUAUUGCGAUCCCAGUCGGGGAAAGAACUAUCGUGUUCUUCCCCCCUGGUCUAUCUUAUUGGACCAAAAGUCAGAUCUUUUUGCUCCCUUGUCGAAGCCUAUAAGAUGCAGGCCGCUUGCACUCGAACUGUGGAUGUAGCUAUCCCCUUGUCCCACCUCCUCAAGCCCGACUUGGAGCCGCCCCCCUCGCCCUCGCCCUCGCCGUUGGCCACCAUGGCGCCGUCCCAAGAUGAGCUAAAGCGCGUGGCUGCCCACCGGGCUGUCGAGCUGGUAGAGUCCGGCAUGGUCAUCGGCCUGGGCACCGGCUCCACCGCCGCCCACGCCCUCGACCGCAUCGGCGACCUCAUCCGCAGCGGCGCCCUCCGCGAUGUCGUCGGCAUCCCGACCUCGGAGUGGGCCGCCGCCCGCGCCGCCGCCGCCGGCAUCCCUCUCUCCGAUCUUGAUGCCCACCCCGUGGUCGACCUAUCCAUCGACGGCGCCGACGAGGUCGACCCCGCCCUCAACCUCGUCAAGGGCCGGGGCGGCUCUCUCCUCCGGGAGAAGAUGGUGGAGGGCACCAGCCGGCGCUUCGUGGUCAUCGUCGACGACUCGAAGCUGGUUCCUCGCCUCGCGGCCAGCGGCCUCCCCGUCCCCGUGGAGAUCAUCCCCUUCGGCUGGGCCCUCACUCUCCGCCGACUACAGAGCUUGUUCGACGGCGUGCCGGGCUUCAAUCUCAAGCUCAGGACCGCCUCCAUCAACGCCAAAGCCACCACCUUUGACGAGAAGGGGUGGGACUCGGAGCCAUUCGUGACUGACAACGAGAACUACAUCGCGGAUUUGUUCUUCGAGAAUGGGAUCCAUGGCGACCUGAGAGUGAUCAGCGAUGCGAUCCUGAGGAUUACCGGAGUGGUGGAGCAUGGGUUGUUCCUCGGAUUGGUGUCGUCGGUGGUGGUGGCACAGAAGGAUGGGGUGGUGGUGGUGAAGGACAAGGAGGCGACAUCAAAUGGGAUGUGAGAACAAUUCUUUGUUAAUCUUUGUGUUGUGUUGUGUUGGUUUAA
This is a messenger RNA of Musa acuminata AAA Group (dessert banana), 1237 nucleotides long. RefSeq names its product probable ribose-5-phosphate isomerase 2. The record is from RefSeq and is a predicted model, not a curated record. Gene Ontology annotation, biological process: pentose-phosphate shunt, non-oxidative branch. Gene Ontology annotation, molecular function: ribose-5-phosphate isomerase activity. Lineage: Eukaryota; Viridiplantae; Streptophyta; Magnoliopsida; Zingiberales; Musaceae. Bases 306 to 1193 code for a protein of 295 amino acids. The transcript has a single exon.